UGACGCAAGGUUGCCCAAAUAUAUGCAGUCUAUUCCGUUAUGUUUCACAGUUCUUUGUUCCGACCAUGGAAAGACAACCAAGAACAUAUGGUACGACGAAAAUGUGUUCCCUGAGUCUGAAGGUCUUCACUAAUGGCGCAGCUUCAGUGGUCCUGACAAUAACUUUUAUUUAUUAUUCGACAUGCUAUGCUGCAUACCUAGGAGAUGGUCCCAACGAACUCGUUGAAGAAGGUCGUAGAAAUCUUGAUCUCAUCAAGGUGCUGAAUACAACGGAUCCAAUUUUUCUGUACAUGUGGAAACGAAACAACACGGAGAAAUGCGUUGGGUCAGACUGCUUGAACCAAACGAAGACAUGUGACCACAUGCGAGAAAUAUCACUCUCGAACACUUAUUACGUAUGCAGAUGGUCAACGUUGACUGGACCAGACACAUGGUAUAACGAAAGCCGUGUUGGAAAAUUUGAGGAGCACCAGGGACCACCUGUCGCAAUGGACCUUCCCCGUUUUAUCGAAGAACAGAGGGUGCAUGAACGCAUGGAACUUAAGUUCAAUCAGCCAGGCACAUACAACUGCAGCGUCUUCGUUGUGACCGACAUGAGAAACAAAAAUGAAGGUAAUGUGACGUGUGCUUUGUACAUGAGAGGAAAACUUAAACUUCGUCAGUAUCCCCCCACAGCCUGCCAAAUAGACUUCUACCAACGCUGUACUUCAAGAAUGGUUUACCAGCCAUACAGUCCAGAUUGUGAGGUUAAGCCAUAUUUUGACGUCUAGGGAAAGUGGCUGUGGAGAAU
Rhipicephalus sanguineus (brown dog tick) is the source of this 790-nucleotide messenger RNA. RefSeq lists its product as uncharacterized. Lineage: Eukaryota; Metazoa; Arthropoda; Arachnida; Ixodida; Ixodidae. The record is from RefSeq and is a predicted model, not a curated record. The transcript has 5 exons. Bases 66 to 770 code for a protein of 234 amino acids.